GAUUAGUCCCACAUAAACUCGUCGUGCCAGGGGCGGGUUAUGCGUCACGCAUUUUUCCAACAUGAAAAAAUAACAAAAAAAAGGCACAGACAUAUUUUUGGUUUAGGCGGGACAUAAUAAACUUGUUUGUCAGCCUUUUAACAUGUAAAAGAUAAAUGACUUGUUACCAUAGUACCAUUAAGGAAACGCUACACCAAGAUGCUGACUCCAGCUUUUGGGAAUGGGGUAUUCAGGGAGUACAUGGAUUUCUACAACAGCCAAGCCAGGAGUUUGGUCAAGCAAUGGGCGCCAUUGUCCGGGAAAGGAGAAUUCAAUCCAAAGCCCCACCUGAGACGUGCCGCCCUACAAACAAUUAUUCGUACUACAUUAGGGCUGCAAAUAAAAGAAGGCUUGACGAGCCAAAUGCAACUCUAUUUGAAGUCGAUAGAUGAAAUUGUAAAUGUUAUCACAAAACGAAUUCAGACCAUAUGGAUGCAUAAUGAUUUCCUUUACAAUAGGUCUUCGUUGAAAAGGAAAGAAGAAAACUGCUUGAAAAUCAUUAACGCUUAUUCUAAACGGGUAAUAAAAAAUAAGAGAGAAGCUGAAAAAAAUGCACAACCGCAACAAAAUCAUAAAGGAAGAACUCAAGGUUUCUUGGAUUUAGCACUGCAACUGACGAAGGACGAUUUGAUGUCCGAUCAACUUCUUCUGGAACACAUAAACAGUUUGACGUUCGCUGGCUAUCAUACAGUCUCGGCAUCUUUACAUUUCAUAUUGCUAAUAAUAGGUUCAUAUACAGAAGUGCAGAAUCGAAUUUACGAUGAAUUACACGACGUGUUAAGAGGAACAGCAGAGGAAGAUAUUACAGUUGUACAGCUAUCAAAAUUGGUGUAUAUCGAUGCUGUUAUAAAUGAGGCAGCGAGGCUGUAUCCUGUAGCCCCAGUUGUAUUAAGAUAUAUAGAAAAAGAUGUACAGUUACAGAAUUACACCAUGAAGGCCGGCUGCGAUUGUGUCGUGAUGCUGCAUGAACUAAACCGCUCCCGUAUAUGGGGUCCUGACAAAGACCAGUUCCGACCUGAACGAUGGUUAGAGCCGGGCCUGUUAGCGAACGCCAAAGAUUAUACCGGGUUCGGAACCGGUCGGAGAGCAUGUUUAGGUAGAUCAUACGCAAUGCUGUCUUUGAAGACAACACUGGCCCAUUUGAUACGCCGUUACAAAGUCACCGCUGAUCAUACCAAAAUGAAAAUUACACUCGAAAUCAAUUUGGAACCCGUAGAAGGCCAUGGAAUUAGCAUCGAAUCAAGAUAACUGGAGAAAAUCUAAACAUACGUAUUAACCUGGGGAUGAAAUAUGAAUUCAAGUUAAAGGGAAACUUAUUUUUCAAAUAUGUUAAGACUCAAUAUCGAAAUAGGUAGGUUCACCAAGAACUAGGAUAAUUUACUUAAAAAUAUUAAAUUCACCAACUCUCUAAAAUUGGCAUGCCAACAUCUAAACCCCGCCUCCUUUACGUAGACGUACUAAACGUAAUAGCUAAAUUUUAACUCAUAAUGAAACCAAGUUCUAUGUAGUGGCACUUGACUUGACAGGAGGACGCUGCUGGUGAAAAAGUGGUGCAAUGAUAAUCACUAAGUUCGUACAAUCACUAAAGGAACGUUAUAAUUUAUAAUAACUUCGAAAGAGUAAUAGAAACUUUAAAAGACUUGUUAACACCUUUCCCUAACUUAAGAAAUUCCUUAAUACCUUUUUAAAAUUUAUUAUGUUUAUAGAGUGCAACCAAGAUUGGGAAUUAUCCCAUUUCGGC
Messenger RNA from Chilo suppressalis (striped riceborer), 1780 nucleotides. The record is from the annotation of a GenBank genome assembly. Lineage: Eukaryota; Metazoa; Arthropoda; Insecta; Lepidoptera; Crambidae.